Messenger RNA from Fopius arisanus, 2232 nucleotides. RefSeq names its product lysophosphatidylcholine acyltransferase (gene LPCAT). The transcript has 10 exons. Gene Ontology annotation, molecular function: lysophosphatidic acid acyltransferase activity; calcium ion binding. Bases 453 to 1955 code for a protein of 500 amino acids. Gene Ontology annotation, cellular component: endoplasmic reticulum. The record is from RefSeq and is a predicted model, not a curated record. Lineage: Eukaryota; Metazoa; Arthropoda; Insecta; Hymenoptera; Braconidae.
UUCAGUCGGGCAUCGAACGCGUUCGCGACUCGUACGUUAAUAACGCUCCGUCUCCACUCAUUCCUUAUCCCCAACUGUCAUUAACCCUCAUCAUACAAACCAAUAAUAACCAAUAACCCAAUAAGCAUCGAUUCUCCAUUGACAUAAUAAAAUGAAAAUUUCACCACUGGUGAAAAUAUCAUUUGGCAAAUUGCUGGCAAUUAUAUUGCGCGCAUCGGAUUGCGUCAAUUGAGGUGGUGUGUUUAACCCCCUUGUGAUGCGCCGUCGCUGCCCAUCGGCCUCAUCAAUUUGAAUAAAAGAGACCUUCCUAGAGCAAAUAAUCACAACUGAUCCUCUGGAUAUAAUAAAUUAAUCGGUGGUGCACCAGUGAAUUUAUCGAGGGAUUGAUUUGGUGUCUAGUUGUUAAUUUGAGUCGACGGACGUGACAGCCCGUUCGACUCAAAUAAUUCCAAAUGGAGGAGAUGAACGGAAAAAUCCAUCACCAUGAUCAGCUGGAUGCUGCAUCCAUUGACACCGAUAUUCUCAACCCAUUUGUCCAUCGGUUGGAUCUCGGCACGACUUAUGAUAAGCUCAAGACGGCGUUCUUGACGGUGGCACUUCUCCCCUUCCGCCUAGCGGUAAUCACAGCUCUGGUGAUAAUGGCGUGGCUCCUCGCGUGCCUCGGCCUCCACGGCCUCUCCGAGGAAGAUCUCCGCCGCGCUCCUCUCACCGGAUGGCGACGAGAUAUGAGGGUGCUGGUGUGCUGGGUGAUGCGGGCAAUGUUCGUCUGCGGUGGAUUUCACCAUUUGAAGGUCAAGGGUCAGAAGGCAACGACUAAGGAUGCGCCAGUGCUUGCUUUGGCACCGCAUUCGAGCUUCUUCGAUGCACUACCGGUUGUCUACCUUGGUGGUCCCAGCAUCGUUGCCAAAGCCGAGACCGGCAGAAUUCCAUUCUUUGGAAAAUUGAUAAAUUACACUCAACCAGUGUAUGUCUGGCGGGAUGACCCAAACUCCCGUCAAAAUACCAUAAAAGAGAUAAUUGAACGAGCGACGUCGAAGGAGGACUGGCCCCAGGUGAUGAUAUUCCCAGAGGGAACCUGCACUAAUCGCUCGUGUCUCAUCACCUUCAAGUGCGGAGCAUUCUACCCCGGCGUGCCUGUUCAGCCUGUGUGCAUUCGCUAUCCGAAUAAAUUAGACACAGUUACCUGGACAUGGGAAGGCCCUGGAGCAUUGAAAUUACUGUGGCUUACACUGACACAAUUAAACAGCAGCUGUGAGAUCGAGUUCUUGCCAGUUUACAGGCCGAGCGAGGCUGAAAAAACAGACCCUAAACUAUACGCGAAUAACGUUCGACGGUUAAUGGCUGAAGCGCUUGAACUACCAGUAUCGAAUUAUACAUACGAUGACUGCAGAAUAAUCAGCAAAGCUCACUCACUUCAUCUGCCCCACGCCUCGAAUAUCGUUGACGUGCAUAAAUUGCGGCACAAACUCGGUUUGCAGAAGAUAAAAGCGGAGGAGGAAUUGGUACAGCAGCGGAUAUCAAGAUUCGGUGACGCAGUGGAUCUUCAAGAAUUUGCGAGAAUACUUAGGCUGGACCCGAAGGAUCCAUCAGUCCAGCAAUUAUUUAGGAUUCAUGACAGGAAUAAUCGCGGGCGAGUGGACCUGCAGGAGUACAUAUUCACUGUCCUGGCGAUAGCGAAUGCAAAUUCAGAGCUAGACCUUGUGGACAUUGCCUUCGAGGUCUGCGACUCGAACGGCACAAAGUGUCUCAGCGCCAAGGAGCUCCAGAAGGUCCUACGGUUGUCCUUACAGCUGCACCCUGAAGAGUGCGAUCGAAUAUUCCUGCAAGCAUGUCGAGAAGCCGGUGGAGGGGACUCAGUAACAUUAGAAGACGUAAUAAGUGUAUUGGGAAACCGACCCGAGUACUCUCACCUAUUUUCAUCGGACAUGGAGGAGAGAAGGAAAAAAUCUAUUUGAGAGUGUCUAUUCGGCUCGUCGGAAAGUCCUCCAGUGAUCAGGAAGAACCGGGACUCGGACAAGCCGCUGCUGACAGGCGUCUGCUCGCCCGUCUAAUAGUUCUAGUUCGCACUCUAAAAGUCAAAGUUCUUCCGCGUUACUCCCCCCUUCGUUUCCCGUAAACCAGUCAUAUAAAUAGGGCAUAAGUUUGCUAAUUUGAAACAGACAGUCCCUAUCCCCUAGUGGGAAUCAACCAGCGACUAGAACCUUAUCAAUUAGAUAGAUUGCUCAGGGCUAG